This is a messenger RNA of Mesocricetus auratus (golden hamster), 5152 nucleotides long. RefSeq names its product WD repeat domain 27 (gene Wdr27). The record is from RefSeq and is a predicted model, not a curated record. The transcript is spliced from 25 exons. Gene Ontology annotation, molecular function: protein binding. Lineage: Eukaryota; Metazoa; Chordata; Mammalia; Rodentia; Cricetidae. The coding region runs from base 223 to 2700 and encodes 825 amino acids.
CUGCGCACGCGCAGAGCCGUCGGCCAGGCUGCGCGGCCGCCAGAGGGCGCUCGCCGAGCCCCGGUCCCCGACCCUGCAGCCCAAGCCCCUCAAGAGACUUGACUCAGAAGCCCCGGGGGUCGGGAGCGCAGGCAGCAUCCGAGGAGAUACUCCUGGAUUUGUCUGGAACCAUGACAGAAAGAGGAAAAACCUAAAUCUCCGCGUGCGAACUAUUAACUGAUAAUGGAAAGGCUUCCGGAGAUGACCUCCACGGAUGGCCCCACAAGGGGCAUAGUGGCAGAAAGAUACCUGAUUGAGUCCCACAAGUCUACAGCUCACGUUCCUCUCGCUUGCAGCACACAGCACUGUGCUUUUCCUUUGGAUGGAAACCAUCUCUGUGUGUGGAGCCCUAGGGACCCUUCUCAACAGUUUCUCACCUUACAAGGACACCGCCAGUUGAUUACUGCAGUGGUUUUUGGAAAUCAAACAGACCCACUUCGACUCUGCUCUGCUUCCCAGGAUUGUAUUGUAGUGUGGAAUGUGGACCAAUGUAGGGAGAAGACCCUUGAAGGGCUGACUCCUCGAGGGACUACCCUGGGCUCCCUUUUGCAAACAGUGCUGUGUUUGAGAUUUAGCCUGGACGACCGUGCUGUGGCAGUGUGUGCUGGAAGCAAAAUAUGCGUGAUGGAUGUGGAGAAGCAGUCUGUGCUGGUAGAGCUGCAGGGCCAUCAAGGCUCAGUGACGGCAGUAGAGUUCUGUUCCUGGCAAGCACACAUCCUCAUCUCUGUGUCUGAAGACAGAAGCUUUAAGGUCUGGGACUAUUGUGAGGGAUCCUUGAUAUACAGCUCAUCCAUUUUAACAGCCUACCCUCUCCUGAGUUUGCAUAUCAAUGAAGAAAACCGGCAGCUGGUCACUGGCAGCACUGAUGGCCAGCUGUGGAUCUUUAGCCUGGUGGAGAGACAUCACUACCACUGUGUGGCACACGUGGACCUAAGGAAGAAAAGCGAGACUUUCUCUACCCGAAGAAUGAUGGCUGGGCAGUACAGGCGGCCAGAGGACAGCCGGUACCACUCCAGACACGAGGCGAAUGCCAGGGGAGAAGCUGAAGCAGCAUUCCCGGUCCUGAGCCUGGCGCAGUGUGACCUCUGCCUGCAGGGUUCCCAGUGUGCAGCAUUUUCUUCUGAGUGCACCAGAUGCCUGUGGAUUGGAAGCUCAACAGCUCUAUUCAUAUUUAACCUGGCAAGCGUUGAAUUGGAAGCUGCUUUACAUUUCAAGGAUUUUCAGAGCCUGAGUGUCCAAGUUGCUGGAUCCUGUGCAGUGACGAGUGAGGCCAGGAGCCCCAAGGCAUUUUGCAUCCUUUCCUCUAUGUUUGGAAAUAAGAUCGCCAUGUUAGAAAUCAACCUGUCUGCUCUGCUGAGCUCUCAGAGGUGCCCUGGUGCCGGAAGGACACUUUCCGUGCUGGCAAGCUCCUGUGUCCUGCCAACUUCCCCACUGUGUUUUGGAAUUACUAAGGAAAAGGCUCCUAAGCCUGCUAAUACCAAACGACACGCUGUGAGGAGUGUCAUCGAGGACCGGCCCCUGGUUUUCCACACUAAAAUCAGGUCUUCUGGCUACACAUCAGCCCCGCAUGCGACUAUGUUUUCCCCAAAGACUAACAUCAAGCAUAAUAGCAAAAGAGCUUCAAAAUGCAAGAACAAUUACAAAUGUAAGGAGUAUUCUUUGGAGAGUUUCCUACCCAGAAACCUCAGCAGGCAGGUUGCUGUGGCCCAGGAGCCUGUCGCCGUGAGCUGUGUGCAGUUCUCAGGGGAUGGACAGCGGUUGGCCUGUGGCUUAGCUAACCACCUUUGCCUGGUCUUUGAUGCUAGCCUUUCUGGAACGCCUGCUGCUUUUUCAGGUCACGAUGGAGCUGUGAGCACCGUCUGCUGGAGCCAUGACAAGAGGUGGCUGCUGUCGACAGGCCAGGACCGGACACUGAGGGUGUGGUCAGUCCACAGGACAGAACUCAUGAUGCUUUUGGGUCCAGACUCCUUUCCCAAGCCAGUAACAGCUGCACAGUUCUACUACAUGGACACCUUCAUACUGCUGUCCUCCGGCCCUGAAUUUCGCCUGCUAAAGUACCACAUUGACCUCUGUAGGGAUGACAUACGAAGGUAUAAACCAAAAAGCAGGUAUAAGCCCGUUUUCAGUCUCCCGUUGACCAGUGGAGCAGAUGUGGCCACCUUGUCUGCAGUGAAUGACUUUUAUUCCCAUCUCAUACUCACAGCUGGUCGGGACCGGAGCGUGGAAGUUUUUGACCUUAACGUCGGCCACAGUGCUGCAGUGAUAGCUGAGGUCCAUUCACGGCCUGCCCAUCAAAUCUGUCAAAAUAAAGGAUCAUCAUUUACGACCCAGCCGUCGGUGGCGUAUAAUCUUUUCCUGACCACAGCUGUUGGUGACGGGGUCCGACUGUGGGACCUGAGGACUUUGGGGUGCGUACGGCGCUUCGAAGGACAUCCAAACCGCUCUUACCCUUGUGGAGUUGCUUUUAGUCCCUGUGGAAGGCUCAUGGGCUGUGGUGCAGAGGACAGACACGCGUACGUGUAUGAAAUGGGCUCCAGCAGCUUCCUGUAUCGUCUCGCGGGGCACACAGACACGGUUACCGAAGUGGCCUUCAACCCAGCAGCGCCUCAGCUUACCACUGCCACCUUGGAUGGGAAACUUCAGCUGUUUGUGGUCGAGUGACUGCUGACCUGCCAGUAAGAAUACAGGAAGAAACGAGAGAGAGAAUCCGUGGCUUAGCCAUCGAGUCAGAUGGGGCAGUUUUUAUAGGGGCCUUUGCCGAAUUCCCUGUCUACAGGACUCACCCUCUUCUGAGCUUCCCUCUUCUUAAGAAAUCCCUCAUAGAAACAGUGGAGACAUGGCCCAUCUGCACAGAUAUUCUUCAAUAAAGAUGACCCAGCGUCUGUCUCAUGAUGGUGCUUGAAGAGGAGGCAGAGAGGGAUGGAGAAGAGAGGGUGGGGGCAGGCAGCAGCACUGGACACAACGGAAGCCAGCUCAGCCUCCUCUGUACUCUGUGCCUCUCUGCCCCACGCCUGCCACCGUGGCAGCCACACCUGAGGUGCAAGGUGGCAAGGAUGCCAUGGCCCUGUGCUGUCCACCUUUGAUGCCCCUCUUUGGUCUCUUCAGGAUGAACAAGGCCCAGGGGACAGAAGAUGGACAGCCGUACUCGGUCUGGUCGUCUCAGUCUCUAAUGAGAGGUUCUUAUGAUUGCUUUGGUAUUUGAAAGAUAAAAUGAUUCAUAUUCUGGGGAAUAUGUCAUGGGUUUGCUCAACAUUGGCACAUCCCUGUUGUUUGAAGACAUCAAAGCAAGAAUGUGGUCGUGGUCCCAAGCCUGGCCACAGAGGGAUUUGGCCCAGGCCUUCUGGAAUAAGCAAUUUUUGUUCAUUUUUCCCAUUCCCCUGAAAGGCUUUCUUUGCAGAUGUGGGCCUCAUUCUUUUCACCCAGUUUAAACAGACUACUCUGCUUUCCAGGCCUGUUUUGGGAGGGAGCUGGCCUUUCCUGUGUAGCGUGGCCUUUUUGUAACAGGUGUCUGUGGGUCUCGGGCGCACACAGGCCACAAGCAACAGCCGCCCCCCAGACGCUCAUUCUUGAUACGAUGAUGAAACUGAACUAUUGACACGUUGGUGCCUGACCACAGAAACCUCUCGUGUGAAUGUGUUCUUCAAAAGAAAAGUAGUAACCCUAAAACCGUGCUUUCACCCCCCUUAUUCUUUUAUCCUUCGUGACUUUUACUUUCUUUUUUAUUACUGACCAAAGUUUGCUCAUAUUCUAAUUAGGACCAACUUACUUGGGUUUGUUUCUUCUGUGCAUUUCCUCCGUUAUUAUGCCCAUGGCAUUAGCUUCACAGUGCUCUGCACUCUGAGCUCAUGGGAGCUGUCAGCACCAGAGAGGCUGAGAAGCUCCAUAAACCAUAGGGGGCUUUUUUUUUUUGGUGGAAUUUGGUGACAGUUUAUGGUAGCUGUUGAGGCUCUUAGUCCCUUGGGGCAUGAGGCCUCAAGUUAUCUCCCACUUACUGAUACCUAAGUCUUACUAACCUACUACUGCAUGCACUUGAAUUCGUAAAGAGCAUGCUUAGACAGUUGAUAGUUCAGUUCCCCCUAUUAUCUUGUUGGUGAUGACAUCAUAGGUCUUAGAAGGACAAGAACUGAAUGGAAAUAGCACAGGUAGCUCAGAAGAGAAAUGAUACAGGUUUGAUGGCACAGGUAGCUCAGAAGAGAAAUGAUACAGGUUUGAUGGCACAGGUAGCUCAGAAGAGAUGAUACAAGGGGGCUAUCUGCAGUUUUUGAAGUUGAAAAACAUGAGUGGAAAAGAUGGUCACUCACGUGGAGACAACCAAAGCAAGAAGGAGGUGAAACAGACAGUGAAGACAGGGACAAGAUGGCUGUACCUGGGUCUAGACCAGGGAGUCUGGGGACAGCAUACAGCCAUCUGACAUUGAUUAUUUUAUGACUCUUGAUUUGUUUUUAAAAACUACAUUCAUAGAAAUGUUGCAUUCUCCCUUUGGGUCUUGGAAAAGAGGGUCAACUUAACCUUCUAAACAUGAACCGAGGGGACCUGGCAUUCACUGCACUGGUGCUAUGCAGCCUCCCAGACAAUCCCACCCAGGUCGGCACCAGCUAGUCCCCAGCGUACAGAGGGCUGGGGCAGAAAGCAUCUUUCUCAUGAGGGCCAGCAGCUCUUCUGUCCUUUGCCUGGCAUGCGGGGUGGGAUCAGAGACGACAAGCCACAACCCUAGAGUCUGCACAUGUGAUUGUAGUGUCCCGCAGAGAACAGCCAUGAUUCCUACAGAGCCUGGACCUUUGAAAUCACAAGGCCCGUUGACAUUUGAAUUACGAUAGGAGCUGUUUACAAGAGGGACUUCAAGUUGAGUUGCCAUGUGUCUGCACUGCAACAGCUGGGGCUCCACCCUCCCCCAGUAGAGUAGUGUGCCUAAGACUCUGCCCCUCCCCCGCCUUUGUGAGCACUUGGUUUCCUGGAGGAGCCACCCAUCACUUCAGACUGGUGUCAAGGACCACCGCUCUGAUUUUUCUCUAAGAGUACAAAAGAGGAAGAUGCUGCUGAGUGUAAACUCUGGAAGAAAGGUGUUAAGAGAAAAUACCCCAUCUUCAAUAAAAUGUAUUGAUGCAAAUGCAAA